AAAGGAUACGCGAUGAGGCAGCUGCUUGUUUUCGCGCUAAUCAGCGGAUUGUUUUACUUUUCCGAAGGCAAACCGUGCCCCGAAAAGACACGCCCCCACAAAACCCGCUGCGACGCCUUCUACAAGUGCCGGGAACUCGAAUCCAAUUCGCAUGUUUGGAUUCCGGUGAAAUGCAACGAGGGCCUGGUAUACGAGUCCAGUUUGGGCAGUUGCGUGCUGCCUGGUGAGGAUUGGGAGUGCAUCACGCCCAGUGAGAUGACGAGCUCCACUCAGUCGCCGGCGAAACCGGAUGCGGACAUCCUGAUAGUCAACGACAUGGAUGAGGCGGGUCUGCUGCUGAGUGAAUCCAGCCACAAGGACGAUGGCACCGUGGAAAUCGUACUGGACUCCACGCUGAGUAGUGAAGAGGAUGAGGAGACGGGCAAGAGCAAGCCGAAUUCGGAGGAGGAUGUCUCCGCCAGUCACAAUUUCGAUUCCAGCGGAGAUGGCGAGCUGGUGGAGCUGGAAUCCCCUGCCUCUUUAAAACCAGAGAAUCGCGAGGAGGUGGAGACAUCCUCCUCCACCAGCAACAUGGAGCACCGAACAGAGGUGGAGAAACUGAAGACCGAACUGAAGCAGGUGGCUGGGAUCAGUGAGUUGGCCAAACCGGGCUCACCCAUCGAUCCCAAUCUCACGGCCCAUUUGCAAAGAUUAUCCCAGCUGAUCGAUGGACUGCAGCAGACCUACCAGAAGACGGAUAAACCGCAGGCGGAGAUGCGUCCGGAUCAGUUGAAUGCCUUCUUGGCUCACUUUGAUAUCAAGAAUCGUUACGAGAUGAUGAAUCCCAUGGAUCAGGGUAAGACUACUCCUAGUAGCACCACCACUAGCACCACCGAGGCACCCAGAACCACGCCAAAGCUACCGGAACCCCAUGUGAAUAAGACCCGCCUGCAGGAGCACUUGAGUCACCAUCGACUGGAACCGGAAACCAAACUGAUGCUGAGCAAUGCACUGCCCUAUUCUGCACAUGGAACCAGUGGUCAGGGUUAUGCCAACUCGCAGAUAGUCGUCAAUCGUCCCGAGGGAUCUGUGAUGUUUGCCCUUCCACCCAAUUAUGGAAUGAGCCAGGAGCAGAGUGCCUUCUCCAGCCAACAUCAUUCUCUCCAGAGUCACGAGUACAGCGAUCAUGAACCGAAAAUAUCAGAGGAUACCUUGAAAACGGUUCUAGAACUAUCCAAGCAAAUGAUAGCCGCUCAAAAUAUGCCCAAAGUUCUGCCCCAACCGGGAUUUAAUGCUGGCUAUUAUCAGCCGAUUUUACAGCCGGUAUUCGUUAGCCCCCAAGGUAAUCCCUUCCAGCAAUAUUAUGGCAUGCCACCUCCAUUGAAUCCCCAUUAUAAUUACAACAAUAAGAAGCACUCUUCUGGGGGAAGUUCCUCCAACAAUGGUUACAACAAACCCAGCACCACCAUCAUACACAACAAUGUGAUACCUGUACAUUUAUCCAGCACAAGUUCGGGUGAGAAGGAGGUUUUGGAUACAUAUGGUCAUAGUCUGGGGGUAUAUCCCAGUAUGGAUAAGCAUGUGACGGGUGAAAUGGAGUAUAUGACUACAGCAAGACCCAUUUCGAUCACAACUUCAGCUACUACCUAUGGAUCCCAGUCCCCAUUUGCCAGUGAUUAUACCUUAACUACUCCACGACCCUUUGAACAUCAACCCUCGGCAGCCACAGUGGCCACCUACUAUACACCCAGUCCUCAUUUGGGAGAACACAAUGCCAAUAGGGUUUACCAAGCCACCGAAUCAUAUCAAUCGAUGAAUAUGCCGCGACCCAUGGACAUGUUUCCGGGACAAAUCGAUGCGGAUAGGGUGAGCAUACGGCCCAAUUCGCAGAAAAUCGAAAGCAUGGAGAUGAUGGACGAAGAUCUGAUUAAGGCCAACUAUCAGAGUGGGAAUGGAAAUGGUAAUGGCAACCAGAAUGGGAACACUCUUCCUCACGUACUGACCUACAGCAGCGACAUGAGCCAGCAAUUAGCACCUGGCAAUGGCUAUCUGGAGCAGAGUUAUAACCACCAGCAGCAGCAGAAUCAUCAUCAUCCAUAUAUGCCCAGGCCCAGGCCCACGAUGAGCAGCAGUAUCUACAGCGAUUCGGAUGGCAAUAUGGAGAUGAGCAGCAUGUUUACCAGUAAUCCUAGUCUAAACCCCUUUAAGGCCAGCACCAAUGCGCCAUCUAACGGACAGUUGGUGAACUUCAAUGGGAAUUUCAUCAGUCUAGAUGUCUUUCAGAAAUCUAUACUACCACUAAUGACCAAAUCGCAGUCGGCACUCAAUGAACUGGGCAAUGUGGAGGUCAUCACUUGCCAGGCGGGCGUCAGGCAACCGAAUCAAACGGAUUGCACCCGCUACUUCGUUUGCAGCAAAAAGGAUGGGAAGGUCCUUUCCUACUCCUGUCCACCCUAUACGGGUUUCAAUAAGCAGACCAGGAUCUGCGAUGCCCCCACCUAUGCGCAGUGUGGCAAUGUGAUGCCUGCUUUUAGUGGUUAUACAAUAGACACCAACAGGAGACUCCAGAUGGAGGCCAUCAAGAUGCUGAGUGAGGCAAAGAGGAGGCAAGAGGCUGCUUUAAAAGCACAGAGCAUAGCGAAUCUCCUGCAGCAUUAUGGAGGCAAUCAGCAGGGAUCACCUGGCAUCUCGGCGAACAUAGAAAGCGAUCCCUUGGACUCGUAUGUGGUUAACCUGCCGGAAGUUAGCCUGGCCACCACCACAACCAGCAGACCCACCAUCAUCCAGGCUGGCAAUAAUUUGGUGGGCAGCUCCUCAUCGCCCGCCAAGAAGAGGAAAUACUACUGCAAGGAGGGCGACAAGAUACCCGAUCAGACCUCCAUUUCCAGCUACUUUGUGUGCUACAAGAACGCGCAGGGCCAGAUGAAGGGCCACAAGAUGAGCUGCUCCAAGAGCCUGCUCUUCUGCCCCAAGACCCUCAUGUGCACCCUCGCCUCCAAAUGUACGGACUAA
Molecule: messenger RNA, 2991 nt
Organism: Drosophila takahashii
Lineage: Eukaryota; Metazoa; Arthropoda; Insecta; Diptera; Drosophilidae
Cellular component (GO): extracellular region
Molecular function (GO): chitin binding
Source: RefSeq, a predicted model, not a curated record